Molecule: messenger RNA, 2065 nt
Organism: Conger conger (European conger)
Lineage: Eukaryota; Metazoa; Chordata; Actinopteri; Anguilliformes; Congridae
Product: synaptotagmin-like protein 4
Exons: 16
Coding region: 42-1961 (639 amino acids)
Biological process (GO): exocytosis; intracellular protein transport
Cellular component (GO): exocytic vesicle; plasma membrane
Molecular function (GO): small GTPase binding; neurexin family protein binding
Source: RefSeq, a predicted model, not a curated record
GGGUGGUGUUUCUCUGAGGUUGGAGCAGGCGUGACUAGAGGAUGCUGCCAGACAGCGAGUUGAUUAGUGUGGCUUUCCUGACGGACACUGAACGGGAGCUGAUCCUGGAGGUGCUCCGGCGGGAUGAAGAACUGAGGCAAGCAGAAGAGCAGCGUGUACGGAGACUGAAGUUGGAGCUGCUGGAAGCCAAGAAGAAAGGAGCCAAAUGCGGCAACAGGUACUACGACAAACGCAGCUGUGGACGUUGCCAGGAGCAGUUGAGCCCGCUGGGCGCUGGUUACUGCCAUGGCUGCAACCACCAAGUCUGCACCAAGUGCAGGGCUGUCAACACCAAUGGAUUCUGGGUGUGCAACGUCUGUGCCAUGGAAGCGGAUUUUAAGAAGAGCACCGGAGACUGGUUCUAUGACCAGAGGGUAAACCGUUUCUCGAGUUCUCCAGGACAUGGCAUAGUGCGAGCAUCCCUGAGGAAGAAACCUCUGUUGAAGAUGCAAGGAACUAGAAAGGUGCUCCUCCAGAGCUCAGAGAUGAUGCCCAGCAAAGCUGAACCUGUCCCUCAGGACAGAUUGAAGGAUCAGCUCAACUUCAAUGAGGGAACCUGUGCUUCGGAGCCAUCAAAGGCCUCUGAUCCUUCGGAUGGGAAGAUUGAGCAGCACAGCGAUGUUCGGAUGAAGGAUUUGGACGCAGGGCAUACUGGUCAAUCCGCCUCUGAUCAGGCCUCCAUAUUGGACAGAGUGAAUUCUUGCCCAGGGGACUUCUUUGAGGACAAAUGCCUCUUUAAACGUAGCACCAAAAGAGCACAGAAGCCUGUAGAAUACAGUAAGACCCCCUCAAUGUUGGGCCUGUGUGAGGAUAGCACUGAGGUCCUAGGAGGGUCCAUGGGGGACCACAGUAAGUCUGCAUCUGGCCUCAAUGGGCAGGAAGAAGAGGAGGAAGAGGACAUUGAUAAUCUGGUGAAGUUCCACAGAAACUCCAUUUCCAAGAGUUCAUUGGGUAGUAUGACAGGCAUGUACAGUGGGGCAGGGGAUUGCAUUGAAGUCAGUGGGGACAUUGUUUUCUCCCUGGCCUAUGACGAACGCACCCAGACCUUAUCAGUCCUCAUCAAGGAGUGCCGCAACCUGGCCUAUGGAGACGCCAUGAAGCAGUGCACCAGCCCGUAUGUCAAAUGUUACCUGCUACCAGGAAAGUCUCAACAUAACAAGAAAAAAACGUCAGUCAAGCGCAACACUGUAAACCCAGCCUACAAUGAGAAUCUCAAGUUUUCAAUCUGCCGUUCACAGGUGCUCAUGCGCACAUUGCUACUGUCUGUCUGGCACUAUGACCUCUUCGGCCAUAACAUGUUUCUAGGGGAGGUAGAGCUUCCAUUGGACUGCAAGGACUUGGACUCUCCCCAUGAGGAGUGCAUCGCACUGAGGGGAAAGGUCAUACCACAUGCACAGCUCUCAGCCUUACCUCAAUACAAGGGACAGCUGGUGGUUUCUCUGAAGUACGUCACUGCUGACAUGUCAUCUACAGACGGUGCAAAAGCCCUUUCUUUCCUGAAGAAGAAGAAGAGUAGCGAGGGGGAGCUGCACAUUCACAUCAAAGAGGCCAGAGACCUGACUCCAGUAAAAGCAGGAGGCGCGUUGGAUUCCUUCGUCAAAGGGUACCUGCUUCCGGUUAAAACCAGGGCUGCCAAGAAGAAAACCCCAGUGGUGAGGAUGACGCAGAACCCCCGUUAUGACCACACCUUCAUCUACAAGGACCUGAGGCUGGAGCAGCUGAAGAGCAUGAGCCUGGAGCUGACCGUAUGGGACCGUGAGACCAGCAACGACUUCCUUGGGGGCAUCCGGCUCCGCUCGGGGACAGAAGAGCAGUCAGGCUCCAAUGAGGAAGUGUGUCUGUGGCAGAAGAUGAUGCAGUAUCCUGACUCGUGGGCAGAGGGCACUCUCUCUCUGUGCUCCUCCAUGGACCACAGCAAUUGAGGAUAACUGCAUCACCCUGAAAGGGUUCCAAAAUGAGGGGUCCAUUCAUAAAUUAAUAAUACUUUUCUACAAGUUUCAGUUUUCUACAAACAUUUAAUGGUGUA